Penicillium angulare is the source of this 897-nucleotide messenger RNA. RefSeq lists its product as uncharacterized. Gene Ontology annotation, molecular function: cytoskeletal motor regulator activity; calcium ion binding; myosin heavy chain binding. Lineage: Eukaryota; Fungi; Ascomycota; Eurotiomycetes; Eurotiales; Aspergillaceae. Bases 1 to 897 code for a protein of 298 amino acids. The record is from RefSeq and is a predicted model, not a curated record. Gene Ontology annotation, biological process: mitotic cytokinesis; actomyosin structure organization. Gene Ontology annotation, cellular component: myosin II complex; cytoplasm. The transcript is spliced from 2 exons.
AUGCAGGCGAACAAUCCAACCUUUAAGCCAUCACCUCUAUCCUUUGGCGGCAACGGACGAGCAUCGCCCUUUCGGCGACCCUCGACGCCCAACUCCCCGCCUUCAGGUCGCCCGGCGACCCCAGGAAGCUCUCCAAGCAGAGGAUACACUCCCAUGGUGUCGCCAAGCAAGUUGAAUCAAACAUAUACCGUCGAAGAUGGAGAAUCUGUCUCCCCGCAGUCGUCGCCGAUCCCCCAACCCAAAUUCACCCGCGAAUUACCUCCAUCUCCUACCAAGGGAGCACAAUCACCUGGCCAUACAUCGCCAAUUGUGAGUAGAUCACAUGCAGUGAUGGGUGGGGGUGGUGAUGCAUCAUCUAAAUUACCGCCAAAUCAACUACGGGAGAUCAGAGAGGCCUUCCAGGUUCUUGAUAGGGAUAAUGAUGGGCUGGUUGAUAAAGAUGACGUCGCCGAUGUUUUGAAAAACCUGGGCCAAGAUACUUCGCCCUCUAGCCUUUCAAGGUUCUUCCCACCCGGCGCAGGAAAAACAAUCAACUUCGCGACCUUUUUGAACACAUUAUCUCAAUUGAUGUCUCCCAUGUCAUCAUCUCAAGAGCUCAUUAAUGCUCUGGCUGCAUUCGACGAUGACGACAACGGCCAGGUUGAUGUGGCGGAGCUACGCGACUCUUUACUCCAUACAGCCCCAGAAGAUGGAGGCGUACUUCUGACAGAGCGCCAAAUAGAUGAGGUUUUCAGUGGGUUUACUGGACGUCGUGCAUUUGGAGGCCGGGGCGCGAAAACAGGCGGAAUGGGGAAGAGGGGCGAGGUUUUUCAAUACCACGACUUUGUUCGCAGUAUAGUAGGCGGAGGUGAGAAUGGAAACAAUGGGCGACGAGAGGCUGGUCCUAGUCCGGCUUAA